AGGAGAUAUAUUUCUUCUUCUUUAGUCUUUUCUUUUUCACGAAAUUUUUUCAGUCGAAAUUUUUUCAGUCAUCUCCUCUAAAUCUUCGUCUUCUUCCUUCCUGCCAGUGUUCAAGCUCCAUGGAUUCUUCACAAAGCAACAUUUCUUCCUCUGGAACUCGUUUUACCGUCCUAAACCCUAAUUUCUCUUCAUGAUCUAAAGAAGACAAAUAUGUCAAGAGGAAGCAUUCGCAUGACAAUGAUGAUGCGAGAGAGAAAGAGAAGAAGUCUAGCUUACAAUCUCAACCGCAACAACAUAACUGAUUGGGAUCAUCAAUUUUAGGUUGAGAUAUUUUCUUCUGCUUUGGGUGGAUGGAAAAUCAGUGAAGUUUCAUGCUCUCAAAUUAUUGCGAGGAAUCUCCCUGCUCAGAAUAAUGUUGUUACGCGUAAUGGUGUUUUGUAUUGGAUUGUAGGGAAAAAUAAAUUUCUAGCUUACAAUCUCAACCACAACAACAUAACUGACGGCGAUCAUCAAUGUAGUUUGAUCGACAUGCCAGAUGAAGAAUUAGAUGACAGAUAUAUUAAAGUUGGAUGUCGUAUUCUCGGGGAGUCAGAAGGCUCUAUCUGUUAUGCGAGAAUAAAACUUAGAAACUCUCAAUUCAUCUCGAGUGUUUGGGUGCUCGAUGUGGACAACUGGCAGUUGUUGCACAAGGCCGUUGGAUUACCCGAUAACUUAGCAUAAAUGAUUACUUCGACUGGUGAGGAAAUGCUGGUCUUAGGCAUCAGUCCAUUAGAUCGUGAUGUUGUUUUGCUCGGUUGCAAGCAGUACGUCUGGGAAUUCAAUACUCGAACCAGAAGAGUUAAAGAGCUCUGCUAUCCUUCAUUUUUCGCAGACAAUACUUUAACUGAUCGUGAUAAAAUUAUGAUGCAAGCGCAGUUUGCGCUGAAGCCGAUGUCAACAAUACUUCCACAACAUUCUUGGAUCCAAUGAAAUCAAGAUGAUCUCUUUCUUUUUUCUAAUGUUCUCAAUUCUGCCACUUUUUAUCUUCUUUUCCUUGUUUUUGUUCAAUAAACUUUCAGACAAUUACAACAAAUAGUGGUUGUUCGAACGUAGAGACUCAUGGAGCUUCGGAAAGCUUAUGUGUUUCUCUCACUCCUAAAGCAGCAGCCUGGUUCUGAUAAUGAACCAUUUAGUCUCAUUACCGCUCAGGGGAUGCCGAUGGAGUUUUUAUGUCUUAUCGAAUUUUGCAUUGUAUGUUUAUCAUAUGUUUGCGCAACUAAAGUACAAAAAAACAAGGAUUAUCUAUAAAUAUAGGCCAUUUUUUCACCCUAGGUUAAAACUCUAGACCACUUUCUUUUUGCAUAACAAAACCGGGCCUCCAUCCAUGUUUCCAUCCAAAAAAGUUAGUUAGGUCAAUUUGUCGGUCAAUUCGAUCAAUUUCUCCCCAGAUGAGAUGAGAUAAUGAUGCCGAAAUUACUCAUGUACCCUUUAUAAACGUGUCGUCGUUUUAGUGCUUGAUCUAUUAGUAGUGUUUCCCGUGAAUAACCAACGGCUUAGAUUAGAUGAGAUAGAUAUAAGACGCGUGUGCGGCAAAUGCCACGUAUUAUUUGACUUGUGCCAAUGGAACGUAUGGGAUUUUAUUUGGCUGUGAGUUCUUAGACGUUCAUCUCGAUGAAUAUUUGACGGCUACGAUUAUUUGCACUUUGUAAUUAACGAUAGAAGGUACAUAAUCUUAUAUCAAACACCAUUUUCAUUUUUUUUUCCUUCUUCUCUCUGUUUUCCUUCCAUCCACUCUGUUAGAAGAUAGGUAUACCUAAUAGAUCAAAGGAACCGAAGAAGUCUGAUAGAUUCAGAGGCUAAUGUGAAGAUGGGUAGAACUAAGAAAUCAAAUAAACGGCGAAGUAAACCACGAAUUGAGAGGAAUGAUGUUCAAGAUGACAGGAUACCUUUCAGAAGAAGACCAAUUCCCAGAGCAGUGCUGGUUAUAUGUAAUGAUAUAUUGUUAAGGUCUGAGUAUCUCUAUAAACAUGUUCCAAGGUUUCUCCCAAUAUUAGUUCUUGUUCUUGUUGCCUUAGACGCAACUAAUGCACAAGGUCUGAAACUGGGAUUCUACAAAAAGACAUGUCCUAAUGUAGAAACCAUAGUUCGUAAGACGACUGCUUCAUUCUUUUCUCAAAAUUCUACUCUCGCCGCUGCGUUAUUGAGGAUGAAUUUCCAUGAUUGUUUCUUCAAGUUAUCCAAGACCAAUUCCCAGAGCAGUGUUGGUGAAUCUUCUCAGCAAGGUGCAAAAGGAAAGGCUCAAGCAGAAUCUUCUCCAACAAUGUGAAAUUACAGUGUCAGAUCGGAAUGGAAAGAAGAAGAAACCAAAGAAUUACAUGAAGCUUUGAUUCAUUUUCUUACUUUUAUGUUUGUGGGUUUGUUUAUGGAUUUAACAUGCUGAAAGACAAUGUUUAGUGUAGUUUAGUUUCAAUUUAUGAAACUUUGGAUGACUGUAGUAUAUUUUGAAGAACAAAUUAUGAAUGUUUAUAUGACUCUGUUGAAUCCAAU
Molecule: messenger RNA, 2526 nt
Organism: Papaver somniferum (opium poppy)
Lineage: Eukaryota; Viridiplantae; Streptophyta; Magnoliopsida; Ranunculales; Papaveraceae
Product: peroxidase 62-like
Exons: 7
Coding region: 1847-2305 (152 amino acids)
Biological process (GO): response to oxidative stress
Molecular function (GO): peroxidase activity; heme binding
Source: RefSeq, a predicted model, not a curated record